AUGGUCCAUACAUUCAUAAGAGAUAGUUUCUGGGGAAGAAUCAUCUAUCAUAUUAGCAAAAGUAAAUAUUUCAAUCACAAGGAGGAAAGAAAUGACUAUGUCUUACCGGAAAAAUACCUUGCUAGGUGGAGGGAGAACCACGAUCUGGUAGAUUCGCUGGAGAUGUACUCCUCAAAUAUCUCAGACAAGACACCUUUGCCCACUAAUAAAAUCUAUGUUGACUGGGAUGGCCCUGACGAUCCAGAAAAUCCAUAUAACUGGCCCCUCUUUCAGAAGACAAUUUUUAUUCUAGAAAUUGCUUUCUUAACAACCUCGGUGUAUAUGGGUUCCGCCAUAUACACCCCUGGUAUACAAGAGUUGAUGGAAGAAUAUGAAAUUUCACAGACUCUAGCAAUGCUACCCUUAACGAUGUUCGUUAUUGGCUAUGGAAUUGCACCAAUGGUAUUAUCCCCAAUGUCAGAGAAUGCUUACUUUGGAAGAACUUCUAUUUAUGUCAUUACAUUGUUCAUAUUCUUCAUUUUACAAAUUCCCACAGCAUUGGCUAAAAACAUAGCCUCUUUAAGUGUGUUAAGAUUUCUUGGUGGAGUUUUCGCAUCACCUGCCUUGGCCACAGGUGGAGCUUCAAUCUGUGAUGUUUUGAGUGUACCAUAUGCACCCUUAGGGUUGGCAGCUUGGGGAAUUGGUGCUGUUUGUGGACCAUCUAUUGGGCCGUUAAUUGGAUCGGUUUUGACAGUUAAAGGUGGAUGGAGAUGGACGUUCUGGUUUAUGGCAAUUCUUAGUGGUUGCACCUUCUUGGUUUUGAGUUGGUUUUUGCCCGAAACAUUUGCAGAUACGCUACUAUUGAGAAGAGCUAAAAGACUCAGGAAAGUUACUGGAAACUUAAACUACACUACAGAACCAGAACAAAAGAAUAAAAACAGGAACUUUAAUGAAUUGGCUAUUGAAACAUUGUGGCGGCCAAUCGAAAUCUCCAUCGUUGAGCCUGUGGUUUUUUUGAUCAACAUGUAUAUUGCCAUGGUAUAUUCAAUUAUAUACCUUUGGUUCGAGGCCUUUCCGAUAGUAUUUUUGGGUACUUACAAUUUUACAUUGGUGGAAUUAGGUGUCAGUUUCUGUACCAUAAUUGUGGGUGUCCUUCUAGCAUUCUUCUUCUACUUGAUCUACAUGGACAAGAAGUUCACGGUUAAGAUUUUAGCUGGUGAAAACGUCCCUCCGGAACAGGUAAUUCCACUUGCAAUUUUUGGAGGUGCAAUUAUACCUAUCGGUCUAUUCAUAUUUGGUUGGACUGCCACAGAAGACCUUCACUGGAUUGGACCGAUCAUGGGAGCUGGAGUUUUUACCUUUGGUGCGUUCUUCAUCUUCCAGUCUUUGUUCAAUUACCUUGGAGCUUCAUUUCGUCGUUAUUUGGCGUCAGUGUACGCUGGAAAUGAUUUGUUCAGAUCCUGUAUUGCGGGAGUCUUCCCGUUAUUUGGGCAUGCCCUUUUCAAUAAUUUGAGAACAGACAGAUUUCCUGUCGGUUGGGGAAGUUCAGUAUUGGGAUUUAUAACUGUGGCCAUGGUUCUUAUUCCAGUGUUGUUCUACAUGAAUGGGCCGAAAUUGAGGGCUAGAUCCAAGUAUGCCAACUAAAUAUGCAGUCUGUCUGCUUUCAAUCAAUUUAUGAAUACAAUUGUGACACUGUUAAUGAAUGCAGCGAUACGAGCGGCCCA
Molecule: messenger RNA, 1703 nt
Organism: Suhomyces tanzawaensis NRRL Y-17324
Lineage: Eukaryota; Fungi; Ascomycota; Pichiomycetes; Serinales; Debaryomycetaceae
Product: MFS transporter
Exons: 1
Coding region: 1-1623 (540 amino acids)
Biological process (GO): xenobiotic detoxification by transmembrane export across the plasma membrane
Molecular function (GO): fluconazole transmembrane transporter activity
Source: RefSeq, a predicted model, not a curated record